Stylonychia lemnae is the source of this 3135-nucleotide messenger RNA. NCBI's taxonomy places the organism in Eukaryota, Ciliophora, Spirotrichea, Sporadotrichida, Oxytrichidae. The record is from the annotation of a GenBank genome assembly.
AUGUAUAUCGAAAAAAGAGGAAAAGAGCUUAGCUAUAAUGAUCUAUUAAGAAAAAAGCCUACUAUAGAUGGCAUAUAUGUAAAAUUUAUGCUCCAUAAUACCUGGAAAGUAUAUAAUGAAGAGGCUUUGAUAACAACGGUAAAGCUGAUGUAAAAACACGGCACUGAUUGUUAUGAAGCUAAUGAGAAGGUACAGAAAGUUCAAGAUGGACAUUUAGUCGAUUAAGAAAAAAUUUUAAAGAUGAAAUUCGCUCCUGGCCGAAGCUUAAAUGGCAAAAAGUUAUUGGACAUUGGAUAUUUCGCCCCAUUAAUAAAUAACUCUAAUGAAGAUAAGAAAUUUGAAGAGCAUUCUUACUGGAAAUAAGUGAAAGAUGAGUUAAUAUAAAAAUAGUUCUAUCUGCUUUCAUAAGAAAAAUCUUAUCAAUUUGAUAAAACAAAAUCAGAGGUUGAUCCAACAAAGGAUCUCUCUAAAACUUCAAAGGAUGAAAUUAAGAAGGUAUUAUAAAUUGAUGAAGAGAUUAAAGUCGAGAAAACAGAGGAAGAAGAAUAAGAACACAAAGAAGAUGCAGAUAACUCUCUUGCAAGGGAUCGCGAUGAAAUAAGCUCUCAGUAUUCAGAGUUCAUGCUAUACAAAGAAGAUCCUCUCAUGCAAGAUAUGAAUGUACUAAUCGAUGAAUUAACUAAGAACAUGAUAGAUAAACUCGAUGAAGAUCCAACUAUCCUUAUUUAACCCUCUUAUAUCAAACAGCUAUUACAGAAAUUUAUGGAAUAUAUAGAAGUCAUUGAUAAAAACAAUCCUUUCAAUAUGCAAAACUUCUUAAAAAAUCUGACUCCAGAGAAACUGACAUUUAUACUGGAAUUUUUGGUGUCGUUAAUACUGAAGAAUUUCAAGACUGGCAAAUUAAUACCAGACUUCAAGUCUCGAGAAUCUCUUUUAUUCGAACUUGUGCAGUUUGAUCCCUCUUUCAAGAAAGCAAUAAACCUUAUGAUAUCCAAUAAACUCUCUGAGGAGGAUAAAGUAAACCUAUAUAAGAUGGGUAUAGGGCAUGAAAUACUUGAAGAUCAAUUUUUUCAUACAAGGCCAGAUUUUGAAAUUGAAAAGUUGCAGCUUUAAGAACUAAAUAAUUAUAAAAUUCAGUUCCACUUUAUGACUUUCAAGACUACUAGAGUAAUAUAUGAGUCAGGGGUUUAAUGGCCUACUAAUAUUGCUCUCAGGUUUUAGUUUUUUAAUUUCAAGAUGAUACAAACAUUUGAGGCAAGGCUGUACAAACCAAUAGUUAAUAGUAACAAUCAAAAUUAAAUGCUAGAGGUUUAAGCAUUAGAAUCUUAGCAACUUUAUGUUAUUAAAAGAACCAACAAUAAUCAAGCUUCUCUAUAUAAUCCUGAAAAACAAGAUGAGAUAAUAGAGGACUUUGAGAUUAAGGACAAGCAAGGAGGAGUAAUAAAUAAUCACUUGCAUUUCUUAGAGUACAUUAACACUAAAUCUAUGACCAUUGAAAUAUAUGAUAUGAAUACACAGUUCUUGUUUGGCAUCUCUAAGUUAGAUCUUAAGCAUUUGAUGGCAUAAGGAGAGAACUUCAUCUCUAAAGUAAUUGAAGUUGAUGUUUGUGAUUGCAAUCUAGGUACAAUAGUUGGAUAGCUCUAGAUAGGUAUCAAGAUCUAUGGUUCUUAUUAAUUUACAGAUGAGCAGUAAAUGACCUAAACAUCGACAAGCAUAAAUAAAUAGAACUAGUUAAGGUCAUCAUAAUCUAAGUUUACAUCCUACUCACCAAAUAGAUCCCAACACCAGGAUCAUACUUUUAAUUAAAAGACUUCAAAGUAUAAAAAGAAGGUCUUUUCCAAGCCUGUAGAAAGUGUAGAGGGCUUGAUUGAGAAAACUAUGAUGUCGAAAUCUAUCUAGGAAAAAGAGGAAAUCAGAAAAAUGGCUAGGGUUGAAAGACUCAAAAUGACAAUGAAAGAAGAUCUAGCAAAAAGGAAGAAGGAUCCACUAUGGAGAAGAGAUAAUGCAAAGCUGUACUAUAGCAAAGAAAAUACACAAAGGAUACAGUAAACUAACCUGAAUAUGAUUGAAAUUAUGAGAGAAAUGAACAAAGAUAGUGAGAAACUGCUUGAUAAAGCAAUUUAUCAUGGAGUAGAUUUUAGCUUCAGUAUUGAUGCAAUGCCAGGAAAAUCUUAUUAUUUCAACUUAGUAAUAGUAAAUGAUAAGCCAACUAAGCAAGUCUACACAAUUGAUGUUUAGGAUCCCGAUUUUGAUCUCUACGAUGAUUCUGAAGUAAGUCUGGUCACUAGUACUCAAGGAGAAUGGGAUUAGCUCGUUAAAGAAGAAAAAUCUUUGAAGCCAUAAGACUAUAAAGUAGUUUCAGACUAGAGAGAUAUAAUUUUAGAAGCUGGAUAGCAAACACCCUUGGUUUUUAAAUACUUGACCUUCAGACCUGUAUCUCGCUUUUAAAACAAAAGAGAAGUAGAUGACUCAAGCAAUCAUCUUAGAAAAUAUGAAUUGCAUCCUAGAAAAAUUUCUCUAAGGAUAAUUAGUUUAGAAAAUGAGUGCUUUUGUCACAUUCAUUUAAUGAUAGCACCAAGAGCGAACCAUCCUGACCACUUUAUAAAAUUUUACUAGCCCUAUCAAGAUGCUUAUUAAGAGUUAUAGAUGUAAAACUUCAUCCCAAGUAGUUACGAUCACUCUUAAAUAUAGUUAAGGACCUCAACUAAGAAGUUUAAAGCCUUAUUCUCACAAGAUAAAAGAUCUAUCAAGCUCUUGUAUAAAUCAGCUAAAGCAUAUGGAUGGCACAUGGGUCAGUAGAUAUUUGCAUAUGCUGAUAGAUUCUUCAAUAAACUUGUCACUUGUGUAGAAGUUGAUAUAUUCUUUUUGGAAACUUACAAACUCAGGCAGGCAAUCGGUCUGGAGUAGAUCUUUAACAUUGAGUAUCUAUGUCCCCGCAAUGCCAAACUCAAAAUAUACUCAUCUAACCCUGCCAUAGCUUCUAAAGCGAAAACUUUUUCAUAGCAAGGUUUUUAUAGAAGUGAUACGGUAAAGUAACUUUUCUAUGAUGAAGAGGAGGACUUCAUAAUGGGCAAUAGAGGUCAGCUAGCCACUAUACAUACUUCAGUCAAGCCUUUGAAUACAGGGUUAAAUUGA